ACAAGCAUCGUCUGUGUGUCAAACACACAUACACACCUGCAUAGGCCUUGGAAUUCCCUCACCUUCGCAGCUCUGAAGCAAGUCGCUGCGGCGAUCAAUCUCUUCAAGUAGGUAGGCUAGGUAUGGUAUCGUGGGUUAGUAUGGUGAAAUUAAUGGCGAUCGGCGUUGUUUUCAUGAAAAAGUGUGUGAUACUAGCGACAAAAUGCCAAGGAAACUACUAAAAUUCCUGAUUUUGUUCGACAACACCUCCCUGCUCUAUUUUCCCGGUCAGUUCCUGAGUGGUAGAGUCCUUAUUGAGUUGCAGGACAACACAGCUGCCUUGGGACUACACUUUCACGUUGUGGGAGAAGGUGUCGUACGUGUUCAAACCCCUCGACAAGAAAGGGUGUACGACAAAGAAAAUUACAUCGACUUUCGAAUGAGGUUACUGGGAGAACCAGGACAAGGGCCAUCAAUAUUAUCUCCGGGCAUCCACAGUUUUCCUUUUAAGUUAGGAUUACCAUCUGGUUUGCCAUCUACGUUUUUAGGAAAACAUGGUUGGGUACAAUAUUAUUGUAAGACGGCAUUGCGUGAACCCAACGGUCUCACACAUAAAAAUCAACAAGUUUUUAUUGUUAUGAAUCCAAUAGACUUAAACUUAGAGCCAGGUAUUUUUAGGAACAUUUCGGGACAGGAAUCAUUCAAAUGCGAAGUAGAGCACAAGUUUGGAGUUUCUUGCGUAGGAUCUGGAGCGGUGGUAUGCAAAGUGACUCUGGACAGGGGUGGAUACGUCCCUGGUGAAAGUAUAGGUGUUUCUGCAAGCGUGUUAAACAGGAGUAGAGUAACUAUCAAAAGUACAAAAGCCGCUUUAACUGAAACCAUUACAUAUAUGGCUAGGGGCAAAAUAGUGCAAGUAGACAAGAGAGAAUUGACUGUGUUAACUAAAGGGAAAAUCAGGCCAGGAGAAAAAGACGAGUGGGUCAAUGAACAACUGUACAUUCCUCCAUUACCCCCAACAAAUUUAAAAGGGUGCCAUUUAAUUAGAAUUAAUUAUGACGUGUUUUUCAUAGUAGAACCAAGUGGAUUGCAAAAAGAAGUCAAGUUACAAUUACCGAUUUUAAUGGCCACAUAUCCUCUUAGAGCAGGUGAUGAUGAAAACAGCAUGAAAGCUGGCACGCAUUAUCCUUCUACAUUACCAAUUUUCCGGCCAUGGUUAGAAGAAAAACCUUUAUAAUAUCGUACUGUGAUUGAAAAAACAGACAGCUUAAUUACUAACUCGACAUUCUUAAUUUAUUGUAAUAAAUCCGUACUAGAGAUACUUUUUAUAUGCGACUGUAAUAUAGUUAUCAGUUUAUUAAAAUGUUUAACCUGUUAUAUUUUGAAAUAAAAAAAAUAUAUUUCCUA
Sitophilus oryzae (rice weevil) is the source of this 1383-nucleotide messenger RNA. RefSeq names its product arrestin domain-containing protein 4 (gene Vdup1). Gene Ontology annotation, biological process: protein transport. Gene Ontology annotation, cellular component: cytoplasm. Bases 203 to 1213 code for a protein of 336 amino acids. Lineage: Eukaryota; Metazoa; Arthropoda; Insecta; Coleoptera; Curculionidae. The record is from RefSeq and is a predicted model, not a curated record. The transcript has 6 exons.